AUGGUGGAGCAAGAGGAUCAGAUUGAAGAAGUAGAAGGCACUGGAAAUGAGGUUCUGCUUGGUUCUAUUGGUAAUCCUAUUGUUGAAAAAGGAAAGGAAGGUAUUGAUGAGAAUCAUGAGCAUAUGGAGGACGAGACAGAGGAGGAACAACAACGGAGUGUCGAUGCGUCUGUGGAGCUGGAUGAUACGGAUGUUUCCUCUGGCUUUGUUAUAGAGAACAUAUCGUAG
Molecule: messenger RNA, 228 nt
Organism: Arabis nemorensis
Lineage: Eukaryota; Viridiplantae; Streptophyta; Magnoliopsida; Brassicales; Brassicaceae
Source: the annotation of a GenBank genome assembly